AGAGUACAAUCACAGAUGAAAUCACUAAUUCUUCACUGCUCGAUUUCAAACUGUCCGUGCUGUUUGUCAGUUUCAGAGAGCGGCCCCCCGCCUGUCCACCAUGAUGAUGAUGAUGAUGAAGAAGUCUCUAGAUCUCAGGAUGUGGAGUCUGAUAUCCAAGCUGCUGUCCCUCUCCCUCCGUUGGUGGAAGAUGACUUUGUGCCGGACGAUCCUCGAGAAAGUCCACAUCCUUACGAGGAUCAAACUGAAUCCAUCGACACAACCGGAGUUCUGGUGGAGGAGCAGCUGCCAGAGGAGAGUGGAGAGUCGGGACGAGACUUAACAAGCUCCAAAUUCACACAGGAAGCAGAGCCAGAUGUGGGAGCAGAAAACCCGUCUGAAGCACCAGUGGAGCCAGAACCACAGAAGGAAACAGCCAGAGAGACAGAGGAAACAUCGGAGAAACGGGCCGACGAGAAGCUCAAAGAAAAAGCAAAGAAAAAGAAACCUAAAUUGUUGAAUAAGUUUGAUAAAACCAUUAAAGCAGAGAUCGACGCUGCAGAAAAGCUUCGUAAGAAGGGUAAGCUGGAGGAGGCGUUGAGAGCGUUUGAGACGCUGGUGCAGCAGCAUCCUCAGAGCCCCCGCGCUCGCUACGGAAAAGCCCAGGCGGAGGACGCCCUGGCUGAGAAGCUGCGGAGCAAUGACAUGCUGCAGAGAUCCAUUAACACCUACAGAGAGGCCGCGGAGCUCCCCGACGUGACCUCUGACCUGCUGAGAGCCGCGCUGAAGAGACGAGCCGAGAGACAGCAGUUCCUGGGUCGGAUACGUGGGUCUCUGGCGACUCUGGAGAAGUUGGUUCAGCUCUUUCCAGAAGACAUCGGUCUGAAGAACGAACUGGGCGUCGCCCACCUGUUGCUAGGAGACAACAAGGGCGCCAAGAAGGUCUAUGAUGAGGUUCUGGCGGUUGCCCCCAGCAACGGCUUCGCUAAAGUUCACUACGGUUUCAUCCUGAAGUCCGAGAACAAGAUAGCAGAGAGUAUACCAUACCUGAAGGAGGGUUUGGAGUCGGGGGAACCCGGGACGGAUGACGGGCGUUUCUAUUUCCACCUGGGUGACGCCCUGCAGAGGGUCGGAGACAGCAGCGCCUAUCACUGGUAUGAGUUGGGUCACAAACGCGGCCAUUUUGCCUCGGUGUGGCAGAGAUCUCUGUACAACGUGGACGGACUGAAGGCUCAGCCCUGGUGGACGCCCAAAGAGACCGGAUACACCGAUCUGGUCAAGACGUUGGAGAGGAACUGGAAGACGAUCAGGGACGAGGCUCUGACUGUGAUGGACCAGAACACGGGGCUGUUCAUACCGGAGGAGGAGAACCUGAGAGAGAAAGGAGAGUGGGGCCAGUACACACUCUGGCAACAAGGUAAAAAAGCAGGAACUGCCUGUCAGGGCGUCCCAAAGACCUGCUCACUGCUGGAGAGAUACUCUGAAGCUACAGGCUGCAAGAGAGGACAGAUUAAGUUCUCCGUGAUGCAUCCAGGAACUCACGUGUGGCCUCACACCGGUCCCACUAACUGCAGACUGAGGAUGCACCUCGGCCUCGUCAUCCCCAAACAGGGCUGCAGGAUCCGCUGCACCGACCAAACCAGGGAAUGGGAGGAAGGUAAAGUCCUCAUCUUCGACGACUCCUUCGAGCACGAGGUCUGGCAGGACGCCGACCGUUACCGGCUCAUCUUCAUCGUGGACGUGUGGCACCCGGAGUUAACGGCGUACCAGCGGCAGACGCUGAGCCCCAUUUAGACGGACGGAACCACGGCAGACCGGUAGGAACAGACAGACUUAUCAGACCUGACGGUUCUUCCUCCGUGGAUUAAAACACGGACUGAAGGAGUCGGAGAAGACGGACGUUUUGACCGACGGAGCGGGGACGGGUUUUUUUUUUUUUUGUGUGUCUUUUUGUUCAGGAGGAGAAACUAAAUAAUUCUCUGUCGAAGGAUCAAACCGUCAGACUGAAGAAAUGAAAAUGUUACUACUGACGUUACAACCUUUCGCCC
Molecule: messenger RNA, 2027 nt
Organism: Sander lucioperca (pikeperch)
Lineage: Eukaryota; Metazoa; Chordata; Actinopteri; Perciformes; Percidae
Product: aspartyl/asparaginyl beta-hydroxylase
Exons: 20
Coding region: 16-1773 (585 amino acids)
Biological process (GO): peptidyl-aspartic acid hydroxylation
Cellular component (GO): endoplasmic reticulum
Molecular function (GO): peptidyl-aspartic acid 3-dioxygenase activity; protein binding
Source: RefSeq, a predicted model, not a curated record